Messenger RNA from Mytilinidion resinicola, 2521 nucleotides. RefSeq lists its product as uncharacterized. The record is from RefSeq and is a predicted model, not a curated record. NCBI's taxonomy places the organism in Eukaryota, Fungi, Ascomycota, Dothideomycetes, Mytilinidiales, Mytilinidiaceae. The transcript has 5 exons. The coding region runs from base 1 to 2022 and encodes 673 amino acids.
AUGGCUCUCCACCAUGGCCAGGACCUGCAUGAGCUUGAAACCCUUUCUCGACCUAGCGUGAUCAAGAGCCUCCAGCUCGCUCAAGUACAGACCUUGAGGACAAUGCACGUCACGCUGGGAGCGUUCAGUCUAGCUUUGGUAUUGUUGAUGAUCGCACGAAUAUUGAACGAUGCUCGCCGAGUAGCAGCCUAUCAGGUUCCUUUACGACCAAAAAAGCUCGGUUUCCUAUUGAACGUACACCCCGCCGAAGUCUUUCCACUCGUGCUCGCCUCCGGAAUCGCAAUACAGGAAAUUGUUUUCAUAACGGUGCAGAGCACUGCCCUCGAUAGUCUUGUAAUCAAAGGAUGUAGGGGCAUUGCAAUGGCUACAUAUCCUGCCCUCUUCCUUCUAGGAUAUCUGCAUAUAGUUUUCGGAGCAGAGGUGGCCAUCCGAGGCCUAAAAGCUGAUCGAUUUGCUCCGCGUAGCAGAUGGACAACAAGAAUCUGCCUAGGAGUCGUCUUGUUCCUGCUAAUACUCACACUCCUUCCGACGAUCAUCUGGGUGAGCCCGAAUCACUGCAUUGGUAGUUUGAUUUGGUUCCCCAUUCGCUACGAAUUCAUUACCCUGGUUAUAAUUAUAGUAUUUGUCGUCACUUUCCUUAUACUCGCUGCGGUGAUCAGCAUGCAACUCAUGAGAAGCAUCAAUGUGGAUCCAAACGAGCGGAUUGUAGCUUCUCGGAUAUGCUAUUACCUUUGUGCAACCACGAUCUUAUACGCACUCUUUCUUCCGUUCCACAUUCAGGUCCGCCGUCAUGACCUAGACGAGUCUCUCGCUACUAGCAGGAUUGCCGAGAUCCCUUUGUUCGCUUCUGGUAUCUUCAUCUCCUUCAUCCACUUAUUCCUUCGCGUAAAUGCGAGCCGAAUGGUCAUCAAGCCGGUUGGCGUUCCACGGCAAAAACGUCCUAAGCUGCGUUUCUUCGGACCAAGCGACCUCGAGAUGAACAUCAGUGGUCCAAUGAUGCACCGACCAGCUAGCCAGGAUCGCCUUGUUCACGAAAAACAACGCAUGGACGGUGAACCAGAAGAGAUGAAUUACUACAACCGACUCGAAAAGGGACCGCAGUCAAUCAAAAGCCCAAUGACCCCAACCCCCCGUGGAGUCGAUCCAUCAAAAUGGCCACUCCCACCAGCACCCCUCUCAGUAGAAGGCAACCGCUUCACGGCCAACUUUAGCCACAAGCGCGCAAAAUCAAGCUACUCCCUCUUCCCCACCCGCGCAGAAGAGAUACCCCGUCUCCCAGCCACGAUCUACACCCCUUCCUCCACCGCAAAGCAGCCUGCCUUCUCUGCAGCCGACAAACGCCAGACCUCUAUGAGCACCGCCCCCUCCGUCACCGACGUCCACGAAGCCUCCCUCCAGUGGUUGAACCCUCCGUCUCCUCUCUUCUCUUCCCAACGCCACCGACGCGACGACAGUAACGACAGCAGCGCCACCGUUCAAAUCGGCCUCCGCUUCUCUGUCGCCCCCGCCGCGAUUGCUGCAGCUGACUGCAUCGCCGCGACACGCAUGCCUCAAUCACAAAAACCGGGCAACCUGCGCCGCAACGAGUCGAACGACUCCAGCGGUUCCGAAUCCCUCGGGUUACCCAUUCAAGCACCCUCUGACCUCUCUUCCAAUGACAACUCAGACUCAAAUUCGGACACAGAUCUCCCAAGGCAGACUAACGAGCCGCUCCAAGCGCUCGCUCCCGUUGUGGUGAGCCCCUCUGCGUUCUCGAUGAUCACGCCGCAGAAUAGCGGUAGUUAUCUACAAGCAGCGCGGAAUAAGGUACUCCCACCUACCCCGAGGGGGAGUGCGGUGCCGCCGCCACUACAGCCAGGGUUGAGUGGAUUGAGGAUGAAUCCGGUUAGUCCGGCGAGUGUCGUUGGGUCGCCGAGAGAGAAGGGUAUAAGAAGCCCAGUGCGAAGUCCGACGGGCAAGGGAGUUGGGCCGGGGGAGGGGACAAUGGCGCGCAGUCCGCCGAGGGACGGGAGUUGGAUAUAGUGGAGUGGGAAGGUGAAAGGGAGAGGAUUGUAUCAUUAUCACGAAGUGCUUUUCUUCUACGGUGUUUGGAGGUCUUGUAUGAGGCGUUGGUUUUGGGCGUUCUGUUGGUAUUUCUUUUGUUUUGUUCGUGCUCCGUUCACUUCCUGUAUACUCACCGCCACAAUCCUUCUCGCACUCCUCCUCCCCUGCCCUCCUCUUAUCUUCCCUACUACCUCACCACCAUCACGGCGAAAAACAUGACAUCACGAACUCCCCGCCGCAGACCCUCAUUUCUUUCCCCCUGAUUCAAUCCCUUCCUUCGUUCUAUCCAUCACUUGUGCGCUUCAAGACUAGCAAAGAAGAGGGAGUCAUCCAGCGUGCCACACCUCAUUUCAAGCACGAACUUGUAUAAUCAGGAUUCGGUAACCGGGGAUGUCAUGUCGAUGUCAAUGUAUGUAGAACUAUAACGUCCAGAGCAUUUCAUCGACCGAUAAGUCUCGUCUUGUAUCUAAACACGUGG